Nannospalax galili (Upper Galilee mountains blind mole rat) is the source of this 2244-nucleotide messenger RNA. It is a transcript of the gene Nsdhl, whose product is annotated as NAD(P) dependent steroid dehydrogenase-like. The record is from RefSeq and is a predicted model, not a curated record. NCBI's taxonomy places the organism in Eukaryota, Metazoa, Chordata, Mammalia, Rodentia, Spalacidae. Gene Ontology annotation, biological process: steroid biosynthetic process. The transcript has 8 exons. Gene Ontology annotation, molecular function: 3-beta-hydroxy-Delta5-steroid dehydrogenase (NAD+) activity. The coding region runs from base 167 to 1252 and encodes 361 amino acids.
CGUGGAGGAAGCUCGGCUCAUGGUGGGCUGACACCUCCGGUAGGAGAAAAGGGUGGAGAUCUGGAGUUAAAGUUCACUGGUGCUGGCUGCAGGCAAGCUGAGGCCGGCGGCGAGCUCGUUUACACUGGGAAGAAGAGUUAAUUGCAAACAAGUAGUUUGAGCCAUAAUGGAACAAACAGUUGGUAAGCCAAAGGAAGACCAGGUCAAAGGGACAUGUUGGACAGAAGACAUUCCCAAAGCUAAGAAGUGCACGGUGAUUGGAGGCUCUGGGUUCCUGGGGCAGCACAUGGUGGAGCAGUUACUGGCACGAGGCUAUGCUGUCAAUGUAUUUGAUAUGCGCCAAGGGUUUGACAACCCUCAGGUACAGUUCUUCAUAGGCGAUCUCUGCAGCCAACAGGACCUGUACCCAGCUCUGAAAGGUGUCAGCACAGUUUUCCACUGUGCAUCACCCCCAUCAUCCAGCAACAACAAGGAACUCUUUUAUAGAGUGAAUUUCAUUGGCACCAAGAAUGUCAUUGAAACCUGCAGAGAGGCUGGAGUUCAGAAAGUCAUUUUAACCAGCAGUGCCAGUGUCGUCUUCGAGGGCGUUGACAUCAAAAAUGGAACUGAAGACCUUCCCUAUGCCACGAAGCCCAUUGACUACUACACAGAGACCAAGAUCUUGCAGGAGCAAGUAGUACUGGAUGCCAAUGAUCCUGAGAGGAAUUUCUUAACUACAGCCAUCCGUCCCCAUGGCAUCUUUGGCCCAAGAGACCCCAUGUUGGUCCCUGUCCUCAUUGAUUCAGCUAAGAAGGGCAAAAUGAAGUUCAUGAUUGGAAAUGGGGAGAACCUGGUAGACUUCACCUUUGUGGAGAAUGUUGUUCACGGACACAUCUUGGCUGCCGAGCAUCUCUCCCAAGAUACAGCUCUGGGUGGGAAGGCAUUCCACAUCACCAACGACGAACCAAUCCCUUUCUGGACAUUCCUGUCCCGUAUCCUGACAGGCCUUAAUUAUGAGGCCCCCAAGUACCACAUCCCCUACUGGUUGGCCUACUACCUGGCCUUCCUGCUGUCCCUGCUGGUAAUGGUGGUCAGUCCUAUCAUCGAACUCCAGCCCACUUUGACACCGAUGCGGGUCGCGCUGGCCAGCACAUUCCACUACUACAGUUGUGAGAAAGCCAAAAAGGUCAUGGGGUACCAGCCACUGGUUACCAUGGAUGAUGCUGUGGAAAGGACUGUGCAGAGUUUUCACCACCUGCGGAAGGUCAAGUGAGGCGGCACCCUGUAGUCAAAACCAUCUCAGUGAUGAUUGUCCGUGCCAAUAGCUCUUUUCUCUCUGCGUUGAUGAACUAAUCUUUCAAAUGACUUUCUUCUGUGCUAUGCCUUCCCUUGCUGGUUAGAUGGAAGCACACCUAGCUCCCUCCAUGACAAGGAGGGCAGUAAGAACAGCUGGCAUUUCUCUCCGUAUAGCAUUGGAUUUUUAAAGCAGGCAGAGCCGUUCUACUGUUUUUGUUUUUCUCCAUCCAUCCAUCUGUCCUCCCUCCCUUCUUCCCUCCUCUGAGUUCAUUAUCACAAAGACUUCCCUGAAUGGACCAACAGUAAAGUGAAAACCACAAGACUUGAUUCAAGGAAUUAUAUCUUAAUGAUAUCCAGAAAGCACACCCAGAAAUUGUAAACUCGUGGGGAAGACUUCAAAUGUACAUUUCACAUUAUCAUAGUUUAGCGUAGUUAGAGGUAUCGAUGACUCACAAUCCCUAAGGAGAAGUAUGCUGCUGGUUCCUCACCUUGCAUGCUUCCAAGGUCUGUUUUGGGGGUGGUUGUAGUGUCUGCCUCCAUUGUUUUUCCAUGAAACGUUGCUCUUUAUCAGCAAAAUCUGGUGGUGAUGGUUUUUAGUGGCCAGUGGUGAUGUGGCACAGUGUCAGCUGGUCCACUCCUGUCUCACAUGGGAUAUCAGGCUGGUUGACACUAAGCCAGAGAGAACAGCCUCUUUCAUCUCCAUGAAGUUUGGUAAGAAACUCCUCCAUUAGAUAUGCAGAAAGGGCUACAUCCCUGCAGCUCGCCUUGUAGAACACAGCAAACCAACUUCCAAAGAGCACAGUACAUACAGCAAUCUAGCUUUUUCUAGUCUCUGGAGACGUUCUUUCUCCUUACAGAACCUGAUUUCCUCUCAAUUCAUUCAAUUGUGAUCUUAAGGAAUUCCAUUUUCUUUAUCAUUGUUCAAGGGCAGAAAGGUGAUUGGGAAAAAAUAAAGGUGUAUAAGCCAUA